AUGCAGUUCAUCAUCACGCUUGGUGUGCUCUCCGGCCUCGCCGCCGCUCAGUCGGCCCCUUCCGGAUCCACGGGCCUUGCUGGCCUCGUCAGCCAGCUGCCUACUUGCGCCGUCUCCUGUAUCGAGAGGGCCGCCAGCAGCAUCGGCUGCGGAGCAACAGACUUCGCUUGUCUCUGCAAGAGCCAGGAGAAACUCAUCUCCACUCUGACGCCCUGCGUACUGACGGCCGGCUGCUCCGGCGACGAGAUUGGUGAAGCUGCAAAGAUUGCACCCCAAAUCUGCCUACAAGUCAGCAACAGCCCGGCCGCAUCCGACAUCGCAGCCGCGUCGAGUCUCGUCACUGGUGCCAUCGGCACCGCGAGUGCCAGCGGCGCAGCAGCGACGGCUAGCACCUCGCCUACAGCAGCCGCCGUACGGCCGACGAGCGGCUUCUUUGGCGUUAUCGGCGCCGGGAUUGCCGCAUUGGCCGCCGUUGCCUUGUAG
Colletotrichum navitas is the source of this 483-nucleotide messenger RNA. RefSeq lists its product as uncharacterized. The record is from RefSeq and is a predicted model, not a curated record. The coding region runs from base 1 to 483 and encodes 160 amino acids. Lineage: Eukaryota; Fungi; Ascomycota; Sordariomycetes; Glomerellales; Glomerellaceae. The transcript has 2 exons.